AUGAUUCAGUUGGCUCCAGCAAUGCCAGCCAUGGACGCUGCAAAUUUGGUAUGGACUUGCAUUGUACAUGACUUUGAGACUGGAGCAUUUACUUUGGCCCCAAAGAUUCUACCUAUAGGAGCACUUCUAGCAGGCAGUCGAGAAGGAGAUUCAGUUGGAUGCUUCUGGCCAGAAGACUUAAAUUGUUCGAAAUGGCUGGACCAACAACCACCCAAAUCAGUCAUACAUGUUGCAUUUGGCAGCUUCACUAUUUUUGACAAAACCCAAUUCCAAGAAUUAGCAUUAGAACUUGAACUCUCCUGUAGACCAUUCUUGUGCGUCGUAAGGCCAGAUAUUACCACCUACACAAAUGCCUACCCAGAAGGAUUUCAAGAGAGACUGGCCAACCGUGGGCAAAUGGUUGGAUGGGCACCUCAGCAGAAGGUUCUCAGUCACCCUUCUAUAGCCUGUUUCUUGAGCCAUUGUGGUUGGAACUCCACCAUGGAAGGUGUAGCUAAUGGAGCCCCUUUCUUGUGCCGGCCAUACUUUGCAGACCAAUUCCUUAAUGAAAGUUACAUUACUGAGGUUUGGAAGGUGGGGUUGAAGUUUAACCGCAGUGAAAGUGGGAUAAUCACCCGAGAAGAAAUUAAGAAUAAGGAGGAGCAAGUUCUGAGUGGUGAAAAUAUAGUUGCAAGGGCUUCAGAAUUCAAAGAAAGAGCAAUGAAAAGUGCUGGAGAAGGAGGUCAGUCCAGCAAGAAUUUUAAUAAUUUCAUUGGAUGGAUGAAGGCUUGA
This is a messenger RNA of Hevea brasiliensis (rubber tree), 771 nucleotides long. Its product is annotated as UDP-glycosyltransferase 83A1-like. Bases 1 to 771 code for a protein of 256 amino acids. The record is from RefSeq and is a predicted model, not a curated record. NCBI's taxonomy places the organism in Eukaryota, Viridiplantae, Streptophyta, Magnoliopsida, Malpighiales, Euphorbiaceae. The transcript is spliced from 2 exons. Gene Ontology annotation, molecular function: UDP-glycosyltransferase activity.